This is a messenger RNA of Penicillium digitatum Pd1, 1086 nucleotides long. RefSeq lists its product as uncharacterized. NCBI's taxonomy places the organism in Eukaryota, Fungi, Ascomycota, Eurotiomycetes, Eurotiales, Aspergillaceae. The record is from RefSeq and is a predicted model, not a curated record.
AUGGAUUAUACAGAUCUCGUUGAUAUUGCUCGACAACAAUCUGACCUUGAAGUGGCCAUUUUACUUUGCCUUGCUGCCCGCGAACAUUGCUUGAUCGAGACCACCAGCCACUGUAUUAAUGACCUCGCUAAAGAACUGGCCUUAAUUGGCUCAACUACAUUCAAUUACUCAUACUGUAUCCUUGACUGUUCAUCUGCAACAUCUAUUGACGACAUCUUCAACGAUGUCCUCACGCCGGAUGCACGCGCAAACUAUCUCCCAUCGCGUCCAUGGCUGAAUACUGGAUCGCCAAGCAAAAAUUCUUCCUAUAAAAGUCUUGGGGAUUACAGCAAAUCACCAACUCCCUUCUCACUACUCAGCAGUAACGUUGUCAAUGUUGUAAUCGCCAAGAACUUCAAUUUUGUCAGUGAUGAUAUCCAAAUGCACAUGCUGCAGUUAAUGCGAGUGGGGGAGUUGGUAACUGAGAGUGGGACGCUGAGUGCGCCUCAAGACUUUCUUUUCAUCCCCCUUGUAGCACGAGAUUCCAAUCAGCUUCAACCACCUUUGAAGCCACAUAUGAAUGACAAUCUCUUCAUUUCUCAUUUCCAUAGCCAGGAGGAUGGGUAUACGUACCUCGAAGAGAAUGACUGGCUUUCAAAUGGAGAACUUUCGGCUUCCUCUGUUAUUCAUAAUUCAAAGGGCAAGCAAACGAAGAAUACUACGAUCAGCCCGUUGGUGAUUGACCAACUCCGAGAAAAAGGUGCGUCGGUGAGCACUAACGCAGAAGUUAUUCGAUACAUUCAGGAUAUCGUUGUAUUUUUGCGGCUCAGUCGCGCUGUUGCGGGUGGUGUGUCUGCCAACGCGAACGUUCAAUUUUCCCGGUUUGCACGACUUCUAGCUCCUCUGCAUGGUAUCGAUUAUCUGACUCCAUCCAUCGUGGCCCUAGCCGCCAGGAAAGUCUUUCGCCAUCGCAUUAUUGUCACACCCCCUGGCGAAGACCGCAGUCUGCAGUAUGGAAGUGAUUUACGUGCGGUGUCUGUUAUUCUCGCCGAUGUGACGCCAGACUCAAUUCUGGAUGGCGUUCUAGCGCUCGAGCCGCCUUUAUAA